ACAACUGAUGCGAGCGACUUGUGCGAGCACAUGCUGCAGACUGAAGCCGAAACUCCACUGAUCUGCCUUUAGAAAACAACCCCGGACUCACGAGGACCUCUUUAACCAUCUCACAUUCACCAAAAUCACAGCCCAGUGUGCCAGACGAAGGUUCAAGUAAAAAACGAGGAUUUUUAAAAACUCACCAAGAUGCACUUGUUGUCUGCCGGGUGCCUGGGAGCCGUCCUGUUCACGGCGCUUCUGAGCCAAGUGAGCAGUUUGAAUACUGUCUUUGGUCUUUAUGGAGAGACACUGGAGAUCCCAUGCAACAAAGGAUCCACAAAGGAAGACAUCCUCAUGACUAAAUGGAAAUAUGACAAAGGCGAUGGGCUCUCCGGAAAUCUGCUGGUCAAAAAGAAAAACGAGAAUGUGUCUGUAAGUGCUGGAGAUGAGUACAAGAACAGAGUUAGCCUGGCCUCUAACUCCAGUCUGCUGCUGUCUGAGGCCAGGCUGAGCGACCAGAGGGCCUUCACCUGCAUGGUGGUGGCUGUGGAAGACAUCAUUGAGUACACAGUCAAUGUGGUCAUCUACAAAACGCCUCUUGGCCUGGAGAUCACUGAAAAGGCAGAGGAACUGGAAAUUGGCAAGAAAAUUAAGCUUGGGAAAUGUAUUGCACAAGAUGCCAACCCAGCAGUAAAUAUCACAUGGCUCAAGAACAAUAAACCACUGCUGCAAGAUGGACAAGGCAUCAACAUCCAGGACUCAGUGCAAGUUGACCCUGUGACAGGCCUCUCAACCACCACUUCUGUGCUGAUUUACUCGGCGCAGAAGGAGGACACCGACGCCCAGUUCAGCUGCAGCACCGAGGACAGCCUCGGGCAAAAGUUCAGCUCCUCUUCUGAGAGCUUCACCAUCACCUACUCGACAGAGAACAUCAUGCUGCAGGUCAUCGCUACUGAGCCUCUUGUUGAAGGUGGCAAUGUGACUCUAAAGUGUGAAGCAGAUGGUAACCCCGCUCCCACCAGCUUUAACUUCAAUCUGAAUGGAAAAGAGACAGUGAAAGUGGAGAAUGACAACACCUUCACCAUCACAAAUGUGUCCCGUGACACAUCCGGUGAAUACAAAUGUUCCCUUAUUGACAACCCAACAAUGGAAGCCUCCAAGGACAUCACAGUCAACUACCUAGAUGUCAAUUUGAACCCCACGGGGAGUGUGGAAAAGAAUGCAGGUGAUACCCUGGCUGUAAAUCUGAAGGUUGAUGCUUCCGGCGAAUAUAAGGUCUCAUGGACAAAGGAUAAUGUUAAACUGGACAAAGAGCCUAAGUUUACCAAGCUUACAUACAGUGACGCUGGACAGUACGAGUAUGAGGUGACAUUGGGUGCAUUAACUGAAAAAGCUUCAUUUGAGCUGGUUGUUCAAGGUGCUCCUGUUAUCAAACAGCUGCUUAAACAGCGCAGCGAGGACGGGCGAAACAAAGUACUCAUCUGUGAGGCUGAGGGCUCCCCAAAACCAACUGUUUCCUGGAGCAUCAAUGGCACCUCGUCUAAUGAAGGCCCUUUCAUCAAUGGAAAAAUCAUUCAUAAGAUCACCGUAGUGCCUACAGCCAAUCUGACUGUUUCCUGUACAGUCUCUAACGACUAUGGCAUGGACACCAAGGUUAUCAAUGUAUCAUCCCUAUUUGAGGAGGUGAGAAUGGAUAAACGAGAUCAAUCAGAAGAUGGUGACAAAACCAAACUGGUGGUUGGUGUCGUUGUGGGUCUUCUUGUUGCUGCUCUUGUUAUAGGACUGGCUUACUGGGUUUAUAUGAGAAAAUCCAAGCAGGGCAGUUGGAAAACCGGUGAAAAGGAAAGUGGCUCUUCUGAGGAGGAGAAGAAACUUGAGGAGAAAGUAGAGGAGAACAGUCAAAAAGCUGAAGUGUAAAGAAUGCAUCCAACCUGUGGAGAUGUGAAAGUGGAUCUUUGCACAUUUCUCUUCACCUCUUUUGGAAGAAAAAAAUUGUACAUUGGGAUGAAGACAGUUUGGACUUGGUUUCAGGGAUCAUUGACUAAAGCAUAUCCAAACUCCCCUUGACUCUUAUACCCCAACCCACCCAACCAUUCUUAAAAAAAUGAGUGGAUAAUUUAUGUGAUAUACAUUAACUUGUCUGCACUACUGAUCGAUGUGUAAACUGUUGACUAUUAGGAUUUAUGCUAGAAUGAACUUUUUUUGAAAAUGAGAAAAUGCAUACCUGUUUUUGGUUUCCUUAGUUGAUGCAAGUGAUAUUAUAGUUAAACCGGGAGCCUUUGUUGUAAGAAUGUUGGACUCUUUGCCUUUGUACACAUAGCAAGCGCGGAUAGGUUCCAUCAACAUUAAUUCGUCAAAUGUUCCUCUGCCUCCAACUGCUGUCUAAACAUAUUUACUUGAAGAUUUGUUUCUUUUUAAGGCACCAUUACAUUAAGCUGGAUAAGAAGACUCCUGAAAGGGCUAUGGGUAUAUUCUUGUACUCAACUUGGUUAGUUAAGAUUGAACUUUAUACUUUUUAAUCUCACAAGAGAAAAGGUGGAUUUCAGAUUUAAGAAGCUGACUGAAGUAGAGGAUUUGCCAUGCUUAUGUUCCAUUUGUUAUCAUUUUAUGAAUGUGCUUUUCAUUUCAUUAUGUUUACAACAUUUAGUCUAUAGAGAAAGAAAACAUACACAUGCCUUGAUUUUAAUAUCCACACAUAGUUUACAUAAAAUGUUUUUCUUUUUCUCAAUUAAAGUCCCAGGGACUGCUGAAAAGCUCUGUUAAUAAAUCUUCCUGUAGUAGUUUCCUGUUGUGAGUAUGUGCACUAGGUUUCAUGCUUUCAUGUCCACUUUGUGUAGAACUACAAUGAGAUACACUGAGCUGUACAACUCAUUAUUUGGUUGUUAACAAGUGCAGUUAGAAAAUAUAUCACACCAGGAUGUAUUGUGAACAAUGUGAUAUUUGUUUUUCUUAGCUAUUUAUAUUGUACAUGAUCGUUUUUGCUUGUAGGCAACAACCACUGUCAUGAAAUCCUAUCUUGAAACAUAAUAGCUACAGGCAAGGUUGCCAAAGUUAUGAUUGGCCAGUAAAUCAUUCAGCAUAAUUGAGCAGAUUCCGCAUGUGAUAAGUUUGGACUCGCAAGCUGCUGUUUGUUGACCAUUUUGUGUAAAAA
Periophthalmus magnuspinnatus is the source of this 3133-nucleotide messenger RNA. Its product is annotated as CD166 antigen homolog. The transcript is spliced from 16 exons. Gene Ontology annotation, cellular component: plasma membrane. The record is from RefSeq and is a predicted model, not a curated record. Bases 190 to 1899 code for a protein of 569 amino acids. NCBI's taxonomy places the organism in Eukaryota, Metazoa, Chordata, Actinopteri, Gobiiformes, Gobiidae. Gene Ontology annotation, biological process: cell adhesion.